This is a messenger RNA of Paramecium tetraurelia, 502 nucleotides long. RefSeq lists its product as uncharacterized. NCBI's taxonomy places the organism in Eukaryota, Ciliophora, Oligohymenophorea, Peniculida, Parameciidae. Gene Ontology annotation, cellular component: mitochondrial inner membrane. Gene Ontology annotation, molecular function: ATP:ADP antiporter activity. The transcript has 2 exons. Gene Ontology annotation, biological process: mitochondrial ATP transmembrane transport; mitochondrial ADP transmembrane transport. The record is from RefSeq and is a predicted model, not a curated record.
GAUUGUUUGAGCAAAGUUUACAAGUCUGAUGGUUUCAUCGGAUUGUAUAGAGGUUUUGGAGUUUCAGUUUUGGGAAUUGUAGUAUAUAGAGGUGUCUAUUUUGGUACAUAUGACACAGCUAAGGGUACAAUAUUUAAAAAUCCAAUGAUGAAUAACAUUAUUGCAAAAUUCAUUGUUGCUUAAUUCAUCACCGGAACUGCAGGAGUCAUCUCAUAUCCCUUAGAUACAAUUAGAAGAAGAAUGAUGAUGUAAUCAGGAAGAGCUGAUAUUCUUUAUAAAAAUACACUCGAUUGUGCUGUCAAAAUUGCUAAGAAUGAAGGAACAAAAGCCUUCUUCAAAGGAGCCCUUUCUAAUUUCUUCAGAGGAAUUGGUGCUUCACUCGUUUUAGUCCUUUAUGAUGAAAUCUAACAAUUCGUUGCUCCAGGAUCUAAAUCUUCAGGAGGUGAAUGAUACAUUAUUUUUACGUUCAAUAUACAUAUCCAAAAAUCAUAUCUGCAUUAAA